Molecule: messenger RNA, 378 nt
Organism: Carcharodon carcharias (great white shark)
Lineage: Eukaryota; Metazoa; Chordata; Chondrichthyes; Lamniformes; Lamnidae
Gene: pfdn2
Product: prefoldin subunit 2
Exons: 1
Coding region: 1-378 (125 amino acids)
Biological process (GO): protein folding
Cellular component (GO): cytoplasm; prefoldin complex
Molecular function (GO): protein folding chaperone
Source: RefSeq, a predicted model, not a curated record
AUGGAGGGAGUGAGUGGUGGGUCAGUGCCAGCUGGCCAGGCCAACCCGGCCUCAGGCUCAGCCCUGACUCCCGAGCAAGUGCUGGCUGGCUUCAACAAACUGUGGCAGGAGCAGCGCGGGCUGGCAGGGGAAGGGGCCGAGCUGAAGCAGGAGGCGGCAGACCACGGGCUUGUGAUUGACAUCCUGACAGAGGUGGAUCCCAGACACAAGUUUUUCUGGAUGGUUGGAGGAGUGCUGGUGGAAAGGACUGUGAGAGAGGUACUGCCGGCUCUGGAAAGUAACAAACAGCAGCUGGUGAAGCUGAUUGAGAACCUGAACGCCCAGGUGCAGAGUAAAAGUCGGGAGUUGAACGAGCAUUGGGAGAAGUACAACAUCUGA